Molecule: messenger RNA, 2107 nt
Organism: Zootermopsis nevadensis
Lineage: Eukaryota; Metazoa; Arthropoda; Insecta; Blattodea; Termopsidae
Product: beta-1,3-galactosyltransferase 5
Biological process (GO): protein O-linked glycosylation
Cellular component (GO): Golgi membrane
Molecular function (GO): hexosyltransferase activity
Source: RefSeq, a predicted model, not a curated record
UGUGGUGGGAAAUCAACACCGUUUUAACAGUUGGUAUUGAAAGUGCCUACUGGACGAAACAGAUUGCUUUAGCAACAGAAAUGAUUUUCACCGGAAAAAACAUUCUCACUUGGGUUGGUGGUCUCUGAAAAUUUUGGAUAUUCAAUUCUUUUUGCAAACCACGAUCAUUCCUAAUGUAGCCUGAUAGUGUUUCGUCAUCGUUCAUAAUAUUCAGACCACGAACCAAAGUUUAGUUAAGACAGAUGUUUCCACAUAUUAUAAGUGUUGUUGUAAAGAAGCUACUCGUAUUUCUUUCUACUCGAAACAGUGUUGUCAAGAUAUACGAGCAACAAAAUGGAGAUACAUAAACGAAGCACACGACAUAUGGAGACAUCCGUCCAGCUUUGUACCAUGUGGCCAGCAAACAAGUCCGCACCUUUAGGCGCGCUGUGACUGCCUGCUGGUAGGGAAGGAAUGCUGGAGAAGCGGCGGUAUGGGGCGGGACUCCCCACGUCUCCGCUGCUGGCUGCCAUCUUCACAGCGGUGGUUUGCCUGUUCCUGUGGUACCUGUCAAGCUGUCCCGAACAUCUGGCCGUCCAGCUCGUCGCCCCGAGCUACCUCCUGCUGUUACCCGGCAACGUCACAUCCCUACCGCCGCCUUACCCCAUGCACAAGCUGGCACCCGACGACCGCGCCACCCUGAUCGACGUGAAGGACUUCGCCUUCCAGUUGAACAACUACCCGUGUAACGGGUCGAACUCGCUGUUGUUGCUGGUACUCGUGCACUCGGCGCCGGGAAACGUUGACAAACGCCGGACGAUUCGCGAGACCUGGGGACGCGGGGCUCACCGCGUGCUGUUCCUAUUGGGUGCCGUGCAGUCGCCCGCCGAUCAGGCCGCCCUCGAGGAGGAAAACCGAACGCACCGCGACCUCGUGCAAGGACGAUUCCUCGACUCCUACCGCAACAUGACGUACAAGCAUGUGAUGGCGCUCAAGUGGACAGCGUACUAUUGCCCCGGCGCCCGCUACCUGCUCAAGACGGACGAUGACGUGUUCGUGAACACCCCCGCGCUACUCGACUUUCUGGCACAGGACCUGUCGCCGUGGGGCGCUCGCCGCCUCAUACUGUGCGAGCCGUUCUCCUCCGCCUACGUGAAGCGCUCGUAUCGGUCGAAAUGGCGGGUGUCGCCCCUGGAGUACCCCGGGCGCAUGUACCCAGCCUAUUGUGCGGGCUGGGCCGUGCUGUACUCCCCCGACGUUGUAUUCUUGCUUUACCGCGAGGCACAGCGCACGGAGUAUUUCUGGAUCGACGAUGUUCACGUUACAGGCACCCUAGUGGCACGUGCCAACCUGACUCAGACCCCGCUCGGUUCCCUGGUGCUGUCUUCUCACCAGGUCCAGGCCCUGGUAGGAUCCAGGAGUAACGGUUCAGAUGUCGGUGUGUUCCUCUUUGGAUCACCGAACCUUUCGCUCAGCGACAUCCAUCGCCUGUGGCAGCUCGUGCAGGAGAGGAGGGCCGUCUCCUGACGGACGCCCUUGCAGGAACUCCCCCAAGUGCCUUCUCUUUAGUCAGAGACAUAUUUUUCUCGUUUGUUUGCGAUAUAGGUGGAGGAAGGCUAGUGAAAUUUUUACAAAAUAUGGCUUACGCUUAAAUAGCUAUGUACUUAAAAAAAAGAAUUGAAAUCGAUAUAAUUUCUGGCUUUUGUACGGGUUCGUGGCAAGUGAAAGUUUAUUUAUAAAGAAGUCUAUUAUGAUUGUCUACAGCAAGAACAUCGUGAUAAAGAAAUAUAUACAUAUAUAAAAUAUAUACAUAUAUUAUAAGUAUUUUCGUAAGGAGUGGAUUCUCAGACAAAUUGUAGUGUUGUUGCCGGUCUACUGGGUCAGCACGUGUAUAAUUUAUUUUAACUUUGGAACGAUAUUUUUUCAGAGCGAAUGUCUUGUGUGUCAGCUCAACUCUCAGUGGAGAUCAGGCCCUAAAUCCAUGUGCUUACUUCCCAUUGCCAGGGUGACUGUGAGGUUCCCUUCUGUAUAUUACCCUCUUGACUCUUGUGCACUCUGUUGCAAGAUGGCAGCAUCCUUCUUGUAACCCAGAAGACGGAAAUCUUCAUACUCAUCGCCCUGAUGACGG